Molecule: messenger RNA, 1875 nt
Organism: Punica granatum (pomegranate)
Lineage: Eukaryota; Viridiplantae; Streptophyta; Magnoliopsida; Myrtales; Lythraceae
Source: RefSeq, a predicted model, not a curated record
UGAGCUCUGUAUAUAUAUAUAUAUAUAUAUAUAUGUCUUGCCUCUGUACUAGAAAGAAUGAAGAAGAAAGAUAAACUUUUCUUCCAAAGUAAUAGUCGGAACUGGAAGAUGGCGGAGCAUAAAUUCAUGGUCGAAGAUCCCCAGGGACCGUUUUCGACCGUGGAGACCUAUGACAGCAAAGCGUCGAGCAAGCCGAAGAAGAGGAACACGUAUGCCAUUGCUUGCACCAUCCUUGCCUCCACGACUUCGAUCUUAAUUGGCUAUGAUGGGGGUGUGAUGAGUGGCGUGGCGGAUUACAUCCAGAAUGACUUGAAUUUGAGCGACGUAGAGAUAGAGAUUGUCAACGGCAUGAUCAACAGCAUGUCGCUCCUCGGUGCCUUCAUGGCCGGUAGGACCUCCGACUAUGUGGGCCGCCGCUACACCAUAGUGAUUGCUGGUGCGAUCUUCUUCGUAGGAGCCUUCCUCGUGGCUUUUGCCACCAACUUUGCCUUCCUCCUGGUCGGUCGUAUUGUGGCAGGGAUUGGUACGGGAUAUGCCUUCAUGAUCGCCCCAGUCUACACCACCGAAGUCGCCCCCGCUUCUGCCCGUGGCUUCUUCACAUCCUUCCCAGAGGUAUUCAUUAACAGCGGUGUGCUCCUCGGGUACAUAUCGAACUAUGGCUUCUCGAAGCUCCCACCGCACCUGGGCUGGCGAUUCAUGCUCGGGCUCGGGGCCAUCCCUUCGGUCAUGCUGGCCGUUGGAGUCUUGGCCCUGCCUGAAUCUCCCCGUUGGCUAGUCAUGCAAGGCCGCUUGGGUGAGGCCAGGAAGGUACUCAACAGGAUUUCAGACUCGAACCAGGAGGCUGAGGAAAGGCUCGCUGACAUCAAGGCAGCCGCAGGGAUACCCCCUGAACAUAAUGAGGACGUCGUGCAGGUAGUGAAGAAGCGGAGCAGCGGUUCGGGCGUGUGGAGGGAGCUGCUCCUCCACCCGACUCCGGCUGUUCGGCACAUUUUGAUCGCGGGUGUCGGCAUCCAGUUCUUCCAGCAGGCAUCAGGAAUCGACACUGUGGUCCUGUACAGCCCACGUAUAUUUGCCAAGGCCGGGCUCAAAUCAACCGACAAGAAGCUGCUUGCCACAGUGGCAGUCGGAUUCUCCAAGACCUUUUGCAUCUUGAUUUCGACCUUCUAUCUCGACCGGGUCGGGAGGCGCCCAAUUCUCCUCGCAAGCGUGGGUGGCAUGGCCUUAUCAUUGGUGACCCUCGGGAGUGUGCUGGAGGUGGCCAACCGCCACCCAGACGGGGAGGUGACAUGGGCCCUCAUUGUGUGCAUCGCCACGGUGAUGUGCUUCGUCGGCUCGUUCUCGAUGGGGUUGGGCCCCAUCGCCUGGGUCUACAACUCAGAGAUAUUCCCGCUAAGGCUUCGAGCCCAGGGAGCAGCCAUUGGCGUGGUGGUGAACCGGUUCAUGAGCGACGUCAACUCUACAACAUUCAUCUCUCUUUACAAGGCCAUCACCAUGAGCGGUGCAUUCUACCUAUACGCAUCAGUAGCUGCCACCUCCUGGGUGUUCUUCUACGUGAUGCUGCCCGAGACACGUGGUCGGACCCUCGAGGAUAUGGAAGUGCUGUUCGGAAGCUACCACCAGUGGAGGUCCGUGGCCAAGAAGCUCGAGAACAACCGGAGCGAAUCUCCCAAUUCCAAUGUGCCCAGCAGUAACAACAACGACAACAGUAGCACCAUGGGGCCACCGGAGACUGCCUAAUUAAUCAUAUUAGCUAUAGCAAACCUUGUGGGAUGGGCUAAUUAAUUUCUAGCCCUAAUUAAUUGCCUAGCCAAUAUUGUAACUGUUUUCGGUAGCCUUAAGUGGAGAGAUGUUAACAAGAUAUACAUUGUUUUGAUC